This is a messenger RNA of Hylaeus volcanicus, 600 nucleotides long. RefSeq names its product 40S ribosomal protein S16 (gene RpS16). Gene Ontology annotation, molecular function: structural constituent of ribosome; RNA binding. The coding region runs from base 93 to 539 and encodes 148 amino acids. The record is from RefSeq and is a predicted model, not a curated record. Gene Ontology annotation, cellular component: ribosome; cytosolic small ribosomal subunit. The transcript is spliced from 5 exons. Gene Ontology annotation, biological process: translation; maturation of SSU-rRNA from tricistronic rRNA transcript (SSU-rRNA, 5.8S rRNA, LSU-rRNA). NCBI's taxonomy places the organism in Eukaryota, Metazoa, Arthropoda, Insecta, Hymenoptera, Colletidae.
GGAAGUCGUUCCAUACAUGAUUGCCGUAGUACUACUAAUGAAAACGUCGUGGCGCCUUUCGUCUACUUCCUUUUCACGACGUGCUUUCCAAAAUGCAGAAGAAACAGAAAGAACCUAUCCAGUCCGUGCAAGUCUUCGGACGUAAAAAAAGCGCAACUGCUGUUGCUUAUUGCAAACGAGGCCGUGGAAACCUCCGUGUUAAUGGACGCCCACUGGAAUUGGUGGAACCUCGUGUAUUGCAAUACAAAUUACAGGAGCCCAUUCUGUUACUCGGUAAAGAAAAGUUCUCUGGAGUUGACAUUAGGGUGAGAGUGAAUGGCGGUGGUCACGUAGCACAAAUUUAUGCAAUUCGUCAAGCUAUUUCUAAAGCUCUUGUUGCAUAUUAUCAAAAGUAUGUUGACGAAGCAAGUAAAAAGGAAGUAAAAGACAUCCUUAUUCAAUAUGAUCGUACUCUUCUGGUCGCCGAUCCGAGGAGGUGCGAGCCAAAGAAAUUUGGUGGUCCAGGUGCCAGGGCCCGUUACCAGAAAUCCUACCGUUAAUAUCUACGAAUUUCGUAUUACUGUAUAUUCAUAAUACUGAAUAAAAAUUUUUAAAACGAAA